Messenger RNA from Nerophis lumbriciformis (worm pipefish), 1536 nucleotides. The record is from RefSeq and is a predicted model, not a curated record. Lineage: Eukaryota; Metazoa; Chordata; Actinopteri; Syngnathiformes; Syngnathidae.
CUCGCAAUGGCAUCCGCAACGGAAGAGCUGACCUGCUCUGUUUGCAGAGAUAACUUCAGCCAAUCCCACCCUCUACCCUGCGGCCACAGUUUUUGUCCUGACUGUAUCCGCGAGGCCUGGAGUGCCCCCGGUGAGGGCAAAGGUCAUUUUACGUGCCCCCAGUGCGUGGAAGAGCAUGGCGAGGUACUGUGUGACUGCUGUUCGCCAGAAGCGGACGAAGGGCUGGUGCACUUGGCUGUCAAAACGUGCCUGAGAUGCGAAGUGUCGCUGUGUGCGGAACACCUCCGCCACCACCUGGAAAGACCUGCAUUUAGCACCCAUUUGUUGGUGAAUCCACUGGGGGACCUGUCUCAGCGAAAGUGCCCUACACACACAGAGCUACUGCGGUACUACUGUGCCGAUGAGAGAGUAUACGUUUGCUCUGACUGCCUGCUGGAGGGAAGCCACAUUCAACAUAAAGUCAAGGGGCUGACACAAGUGGAAAAUGACCUAAAGGUGAUUCUCCAGACGCUGCUGGAACAGUCAGAGGAGAAAGUAAACAAAGGAGAGCAAAUCCUUGAAGAGUAUGCCAACAUCGAUUCCACCAUUGUAGACUGUCUGAUGGAGGAAAAUACCCAAGUAGAACGCUUGGGCUCAGACUUGCAGGUCCAAGUGGAGAAACUAGUUUUGGGUCUAACUGAGAUAACUAAGAAGGACAGACAAGGAAUUAUUGAGCGCGUUCAUGAAGACUGUUCCAAAGUGAGAGAAGACAUGAGCCAGACAAUGAGCAUCCAGCACUACUUGACCUCGCUAUUAGCAGAGACCGACCCCUUCCUGCUCAUCUGGGCCUUUCAGUCUGAUGACACAAAGUUACUAACGGACCUUAGCAGUCCCCUCUAUACACCAGAGCCUGUCAGUUUGGACAGAAAGCACAUUUUGGAGGACAUAGAGGGCAAGUAUCGAGAGUUUAUCACUGCCACCCUCCGCUGUCUCAGUGAACUCAAGAGGGAGCUCUUGACCUGUCCUCUGACUCUGGACACCAACACAUCUCAUCCUCUUCUGAGCAUCUCUGAUGACCUGCGAUUAGUCACAAGGGUUAAAACACGCCUGCCAUACGCUACUCACCCGGAACGUUUUGACCACUGGCCACAAGUCCUCACAGUUCAGAGUUUCUCGACUGGGACUCAUUACUGGGAGCUAGAAGCUGAAGGAUUCUGGGAUAUCGCCAUAUGCUAUCGGAGUAUUGGACGGAAGGGAAAGGACGGCAAUUCGUUUGGCAACAAUAUGUUCUCAUGGAGUUUGACGCAGCAGCAUGACAGGAAACUGGCAGCUUGGCAUGACCGCAAGAAAACACGUCUCACAUACAAAAUGACUGACAAACGAGUUGCCGUCGCUGUGGACUAUAGCGCCGGCACCAUCACUUUCUCAGAAGUGGGACCGUCGAACAACUUAACUCACAUCCACACUUUCUGGACCACUUUUACUGAACCAGUGUCCUUGGGUUUUGGACUUUAUAAAUCAGAGCUGAACAGCAACAUUUCUAUUGCAAAGGUCUGA